CAAAACACAACUUCUUGUAAACUUUCACAAAUUGUACCUUGUUUUCUAGCAGGAUAUUGUUCCUUUUUUUUUUUCUAUGUAAACAUUAGCACUCUCAAACAAAACAACUCUUUUUUCAACAUUUGGUAUCAAACAUGAAAAAGCAACACACAUCUUCUUCAACCUCAACAACAUCUUCAAAGCUAGGAGUUGACAAAGAUUCACAAGUAAUAUCAAAAGUGAAGCCAAAGAUCCGAAUAAUUCAUAUAUAUGCUCCAGAAAUCAUAAAAACUGAUGCUGCAAAUUUCAGAGAGCUUGUUCAAAGACUCACAGGAAAGCCAGAAGAGCAUGAAAGGGGAGGUGCAAGAAGCAAAUCCAAGACUGCACCACCACCAAGCAAAGGUUCAAUGGAUUUAAACCUCGAAAAGGCGAUGAUCAUGCAAAAAGAUGAAAAAGAUUUUCUAAGUCUCCAAAAUGGGAUAAGUGUGAAGAAGAAUGAAAAUGAAGAGGAAGAGAUAUGGAGAAGAUCAAAGUCAAAUGAGAAAUUCAAUGGUUUCUUAGAUGGUUUUUCAGAAUUAGAUGGUUUUAUGGAUGAGUUAAGUACUAUGCCUCUACUUAAUCAAAAUUAAGGCAUGCUUUUGAUGUGUUGUUUGUUAUUUAUUUUGCUAAUUGAUGUGUGCAUAUUUAUCACAAAUAUUAUUCAUAGAAAAAACUUAUGCUUCCUCAUUGUAGAUUGACAAUUAGUUAUUACCUUGCUUUUGAUACUAUGAAUGAUUGAAUGUGUAUUGAUUUCAAGUGGCCCUUUUGAUAUGCUGAAGUAUUUUAGUGAGCAUUUAUGAACAUUACUUGAUUUCAUACUUUUCUUA
This is a messenger RNA of Medicago truncatula (barrel medic), 845 nucleotides long. Its product is annotated as VQ motif-containing protein 17. Lineage: Eukaryota; Viridiplantae; Streptophyta; Magnoliopsida; Fabales; Fabaceae. The record is from RefSeq and is a predicted model, not a curated record. Gene Ontology annotation, cellular component: nucleus. The transcript has a single exon. The coding region runs from base 135 to 608 and encodes 157 amino acids.